Messenger RNA from Dacryopinax primogenitus, 2535 nucleotides. Its product is annotated as GDP-mannose 4-6-dehydratase. Gene Ontology annotation, molecular function: GDP-mannose 4,6-dehydratase activity. The transcript is spliced from 10 exons. Bases 59 to 1192 code for a protein of 377 amino acids. Lineage: Eukaryota; Fungi; Basidiomycota; Dacrymycetes; Dacrymycetales; Dacrymycetaceae. Gene Ontology annotation, biological process: GDP-mannose metabolic process. The record is from RefSeq and is a predicted model, not a curated record.
GCCCGUCUUAGCCUUAUCCAGUCGCCCGCCUUUCCAAGCAUAUUGAUUUUCUGUCACCAUGUCCCACGAACUCUCCGUUCCCGGCGUCAUUCCUUUCCAUCUAUCUAAGUAUGGGACUCCUGAGGAGUACCGCAAGCGCAAGGUCGCACUCAUUACCGGUAUCACCGGUCAAGACGGUUCCUAUCUCACCGAGCUGCUGAUCUCGAAGGGUUAUGAGGUACAUGGUAUCAUCCGGCGAAGCUCUAGCUUCAACACCGGAAGGCUGCAUCACCUGUACACAGAUAUCCAUGAGGGGCCUUCUCAGCUCCAUAUGCACUAUGGUGACCUGAGCGACUCUACCAACUUGGUGUACAUUAUGGCACACGUCCAGCCAACAGAAGUUUACAACCUCGGCGCUCAGAGUCACGUUAAGGUUUCGUUCGAGAUGGCGGAGUAUACCGCUGAUGUUGAUGGAAUUGGCACUCUGCGUCUACUUGAUGCGAUCCGUACUUGCGGUCUGGAACACCACAUUCGCUUCUACCAGGCUUCGACGUCCGAGCUGUACGGAAAGGUCCAGGAGAUCCCGCAGAGCGAGACGACUCCUUUCUACCCUCGUUCUCCUUACGCAGCAGCGAAGCUAUAUUCUUACUGGAUCACUGUCAACUACCGGGAAUCUUACAACAUGUAUGCGUGCAACGGGAUUCUUUUCAACCAUGAGAGCCCCAGGCGAGGACGGACGUUCGUCACGAGGAAGAUCACGCGCGCUGUUGCCGAUAUUCAUCUUGGCAAGCAGUCGUGCCUGUACUUGGGUAAUCUGGACGCCAAACGUGACUGGGGUCAUGCUCGCGACUACGUGGAGGGCAUGUGGAUGAUCCUUCAGCAAGAAGAGCCAACGGACUUCGUUCUCGCCACCGGCGAGACUCACAUGGUCCGUGAAUUUGUGGAGAAGUCAUUCGCUGUUCUGGGCACCACAAUCCAGUGGCAGGGCGAGGGUGUGGACGAGGUUGGCUGGGAUGUUGAGAAGAGGAAAAUCGUCGUUCGCGUUGAUCCUCGGUACUUCCGUCCCGCGGAAGUCGAAUUGCUUCUUGGGAAUCCUGCGAAGGCGGAAAAGCUCCUGGGUUGGCGUCGCAAGGUAGAUUUCGACAGUCUUGUGGAGGAGAUGGUACAGUACGACCUGAAGGCGUCGGCCGACCUCGUUGAGGACCAGAACUGAAGAGAGCAAGGAAAAGCGAUACAUAAUAUAUGGAGUGGGCUAUAUGACCAGAUGGGUGCCACUGCGAUCAAAGAGAAGAGAAAAUCGAAGCUCGAGCAUAAUGAUGCUCGUUGCUUGUACCUACGCGUUGUCUUAUUGCGAUAAUGCGAGAACGUGUUACAAGAAUAUCAUAAAAUAAGGAACUGUCCUUAUAUCCCUAUCUGGUAACUAAGGGGGAUAAUGUCUCUGGUCACUCGCACGGAUUCAUGGUAGUCAGUGAAGUGUACUGGAUCGCUUGUACUACCAAAUGACUUCCCAGGUUGGUGAGAGUGACCGUAUGAGUCUUAUUCGCGUCCAAGUACUGCGCGUACCAGAGCACCGCACCGGCCGCGAAAUCCGCGGGAACUACCACAUUCUUCGAGAUAUAGACUGGGGACGGAAUGCCGUCCAGCGUGAUAAUGUAAGCAGAGCCGUCUGGAACCACUUCACCAAAUAUCUGGGAUUCUGUGCCUUUGAACGAGUAUUCCAGAGUCGACCCAAACGUGUGUGAAGUGUAUUGAGUGAAAUCUGGGCUAGAGGAUCCCCACAUCGGGAUAGUAACAGUCUCUUCGCUCCACUCUCCGAUCUUCUUCAGAUCUUCAUCAGGAAGAUAGUAUGCCAGCGGGGACAUGCAAGCAGGAUACCGAGGAACGAAUUCAACCAGAUGGAACCAAGCCUCUUGCCUUUCUUCCGGGCAGAAGAAUUCAACCUCGACGUGAUAAUUAUCCGUGGGCAACACGUAGUUGUACCCAUACGGAUAAUCUUGAAGAACCCCAUUGAUGGUCGUGUUCGUCCAGCAAGCUGCUGGUGGGUCGUCGACAGGAGGUGCGAGGAGCCCAGUCAACUGGAAGGGUCUGCCAUAGAAAUCGAACGAGAGGGAUGCCUUAUCGAGGGAUGUUGCAUAUGAGGGUUCAUUUCCGAACGGAACGUUGAACACCCAGCUCGUAGAAGGGUCUGUUCCAAUGGAAGGGGAGAAGGUCAACGUCGGUGACCCAGCCAUAGGAGAGGAAUACGCGUUCUGUAGAGCAGACAUUGUGCGACGUACGAAGGGAGCGCCUAUGUGCAGAUGUGUUUGAACUGCCCGUUGUACUUGAGCAUAGAGCGGCUGUUUAUAACCUGCAAGAGGGCGAAGAACACCCUUCGUUUGGACUGGGCCGGCCCAUCGAUAUUCCAGGAAUAACAACUUGGCACGAGCUGCAGUCCGGAUCUCUUCUCGCUUGAUGAGCGGGAGAAGCUCAAAGCACCAGUUCGCAACAUCCGUCCCGAUCGGAACUAGCAUACCGGAACCAGAGAAUGCGCCCUUCCAUCCGCAAGGAGGUUUUGGC